CUCAAAGAAAUGUCAUUGGCGCUCGGACCUCAAGUUUCUUCUGUAAAUCUCACUGAAAACAAAUACAUAGCCCCACAGGACAAGGAACAAGAAAAUUGCACAGGUUUACAUACAGAGUCUGAAGGUGUCCAAACAGUAAACAAUGUAUCAGCGGCCAGCAAGCCAUCACAUCCACCAAAGCUAACACCAAAGAUUGAGCAAGAUCAUAAUGAUAGUUGCUCAACAAAUCGUGAUACAGCGGCACAGUAUCCCUCGCUGCAUUUCUUAGCAGCUCAAGGUGAAGUGGCCAAAAUUAAGGAAGAGAUAGAUAAAGGUGCUAAUAUCAAUGCAGUUGAUAAGACUGGUCUGACUCCAUUAGCUUGGGCAGCAGCACACAGACAAAAAGCUACCGUCAGCUUGUUGUUACAGAAUGGUGCAGAUGCAACAAUAUGCAGUCCAAAUGGAGAAAGUGCACUUGCCUUUGGUACUUGUCAGGGUCAACUAGACAUUGUAGAACAACUACUAGAAUAUGGUGCUAACCCUAAUGUAACAACUAUGGAUGGUGGAUCGCCCUUGAUGUUUGCUGCUUACAAUGGUUAUCCACAGAUGGUCAAAGUACUCUUGGAGCAUGGUGCAGACCUGACAGCAACUAAUAAUGAGGGCCAUACUGCAUUCAGUCUUGCUGUUGGCAUGGGAAACAAAAAUGUUCAACGUGUCAUAGAUGACUAUCUAAGGACGAUCCUAGAAAAACCCAAAAACCAUAACAAGACCAAGUCAGAAAGUUGACUGAUGUUCCAAACAUUGUACAAAGUCCUACGACAAGAUGUUAAACAAGUCUUCCUUUCCGCUUAUCCUCUCUGUAGAUACCAAAACGGCUCAGUCCAGGGGCGGAUACAGGAGGGGUGGAUUUCUGUUGAGCUUGGAUGAUAAGGUAAUAAUUUCCCCACCCCCUUAUCAUGGUCCUGUAUCCACCCCCUGGAGAUUGUGAGCUGAUUCACGAGUGGUUUGAUGUACAGUAUUAGAUCGAACUAUAAUAAAAUCUAUUUUAUUUCUUGA
Molecule: messenger RNA, 1035 nt
Organism: Exaiptasia diaphana
Lineage: Eukaryota; Metazoa; Cnidaria; Anthozoa; Actiniaria; Aiptasiidae
Product: ankyrin repeat family A protein 2
Exons: 9
Coding region: 10-765 (251 amino acids)
Cellular component (GO): cytoplasm; nucleus
Molecular function (GO): protein binding
Source: RefSeq, a predicted model, not a curated record